ACACACACACUCACAUACACACACUCACACACACACUCUCACACACACACACACACACAAACACUCACACUCACAUACUCACACUCACUCAAAUACACACAUUCAGCAGUGGAGAGCUGCUCUCCAGUCCUCACAUCCCAGGACAAACUUCAACUUCUAAAAGUUAGGAGGUUCUAGGCUCGUGUGGAGUAACGAGGUCUGGUCGGAGGCAUCAAAGCCCCCGAGACCCUUUUAAUUAAUGCUGUUGUUGAUCCCGCGCGCUGUCAGAUGGACUCUUCACCUUCGCGCUGUCCACAGAGACGCGCACCUUCCGGACCCUCCGCGCCUCAUUUACAGGCAGGUUUAUGCGCUCGCACUGACGUCAAUGGAGCGAUGUUGGAUGUAUAUAACGGUCCAGCUGCGCGUGCUUCGCUCCCAACGCCACUCGCGAGGACGCGUCCAUUCCAAGUGCCCAGCCGUACCUCCAGGAACUCCCGAAGCCUCAGAGAAGCGAACGACGUCCUGCCUGCGUCCAGCAUGAAGCCCGUGCCCGCCGUCCUCCUGCUAGCCGCUGUCCUCCUGACCACCCACAUCCCACUCAGCGCGUGUCGACCCCGGGACCUGGGCGUUCUGGACGGCCGCGGGUACAAGAAGCAGCUGGACGAAGUGCUGCUGAGGGCGGGGGACAGCGCCGUGUCCUACCUGCUGGGUGAGAAGCUCCUGCAGUACCUGCAGCAGAGGAAGCCCUCGGCGCACCAGAGCGCCUCCAUCAGUGCACCUGCAGCGGGGCUGGGACAUGGGUUGGGACUGGGACUGGGACUGGGGCUGGGGCUGGGGCAGGGACAGGAACAGGGACAGGGACAGGGACAGGGACUGGGACUGGGACUGGGACAGGGACUGGGACUGGGGUUGAGCGCCGAGGGUCCAGAAAGGGGGCUCUGGCGAGAAGAUGAGGGCGGCUCGCGCGAGGAGCUCGUGGGCUUCUCCAAGAGGAGCGAGGAGCCGCCGAUAUCCAUCGACCUGACCUUCCACCUCCUGCGCAACAUGAUCGAAAUGGCGCGGAUCGAGAACCAAAGGGAGCAGGCCGAGCUCAACCGCAAGUACCUGGACGAGGUGGGCAAGUAAGGUGGGGGGGGCGAGUCCAGACCAGCCCCUCACACCUCAGCUCGCGCGCUCUCUCCAGGUUCUUGCAAAAACACAAAACAAAAGCAUCGCAUGCGUCGCCGGAAGCCGCCAGAGCUUUAAGGGAAAAACGUGGCCGAGUCGAGCAGUGACCUUCCCUCCAACAGGACCUCCCGACGGACAUCGAGCGCGCGAGUGCGUGUGUGUGUAUGUGUGUAUGUGUGUGUGUGUGUGUGUGUGUGUGUGUGUCUCCUGCACAGCCCACAUCUACACAGAUUAUCCGUCUUAUAGUUCAGUUUCUCUUUAAUUGUCAACUCAUUUGGUCUUUUACGCUCCGCAUAAACUGAUGCGCUCAAAUGACUUGAUUUAAAUGAGUCCAUUAUUCCCUCAUUAUUAAAUAUAUUAACACAGUGUUUUGUUGCACUUUUGGCUGUUGGAUGCAACACCAGUGGUACCAAGUACACAAACCCUGUACUUGAGUUAAAGUAGAUCAAGGUAAAAUAUUACUCCAGUAAAAGUAGAAGUUCCUCCCUUUAGUUCCUCCCUUUCCUCACUUUACUAAAGUAUUUACCUUCAAGUGUAC
Pygocentrus nattereri (red-bellied piranha) is the source of this 1684-nucleotide messenger RNA. RefSeq names its product urotensin 1 (gene ucn1). Lineage: Eukaryota; Metazoa; Chordata; Actinopteri; Characiformes; Serrasalmidae. The transcript has 2 exons. The coding region runs from base 268 to 1104 and encodes 278 amino acids. Gene Ontology annotation, molecular function: hormone activity. The record is from RefSeq and is a predicted model, not a curated record. Gene Ontology annotation, cellular component: extracellular region.